AUGCUGGUGAGAUCGCAUGGACGGAUUGAUCCCAAGCCCGUGACCACUUCUUUUUGGAAUGCACCCAUGUCUUCGAACUCCAUCAGAAUCCGUGACAGUUGGUGUGUCUCCGUCCGGUACAGAAACUUAUUGGAGCCAACCAAGACAGUGCUUUUAUCCUCCCAGACGAGUCUGUUACGGAUAAACAGAUCCCAGGUUGUCGAGGAAAUGUGA
Messenger RNA from Haemonchus placei, 213 nucleotides. The record is from the annotation of a GenBank genome assembly. NCBI's taxonomy places the organism in Eukaryota, Metazoa, Nematoda, Chromadorea, Rhabditida, Trichostrongylidae.